AUGAUAUAUUUAAUUAUUUUGUUCUCCUCAACAAUAGUCUGCUCCUCUGAUGCAGAUGUUGUUCAGGAGGAUAAUGUAAAAAUAGGUCAAGCCGGAGAAGAUGUGAACCUCACUUGCACCUUUUCAAAGCUUCUGCAAACGACAAACUGUGCUGUGGCCGCGUGUGGAGAGAUACUGUUUGGAAAAGGAACUAAACUAAAUUUUAGAGUUCCGUACCCACUGUAUGUCGCCUUUCAAGAUGCAGCUGUGGACAGACACAUAACUCUUCAGCAGUCUUCGACAGACACGCUUCAUCCAGGGGAUUCUGUGAGUUUGCAGUGCAGCAUCUUCACUGAGAGCUGUGCAGGAGAGCACAGUGUCUACUGGUUCAGGCAAAGCUUGGGAGAAUCUCAAGGGAUACUUUACACAAAAGGGGAGAGAAAUGGUCAGUGUGAGAACAGCACUGAGUCUCAAACGCAGAGCUGUGUCUACAAUCUCUUCAAGAGCAACAUCAGUCACUCUGAUGCUGGGAUUUACUACUGUGCUGUGGCCGCGUGUGGAGAGAUACUGUUUGGAAAAGGAACUGAACUAAAUUUUAGAGAGAGUGUCGAUGUGAAUCCAACCCUGCUUGUUCUUGGAGUUUUAAACAUCAUAUUUUUGACUUUAGCUGUUUUUCUGGCCAUAAAACUAUGUCAGGAUCCAAAUAAAA
This is a messenger RNA of Sinocyclocheilus rhinocerous, 688 nucleotides long. RefSeq lists its product as uncharacterized. Gene Ontology annotation, biological process: response to bacterium. The transcript has 4 exons. The annotation marks the transcript as partial. The record is from RefSeq and is a predicted model, not a curated record. NCBI's taxonomy places the organism in Eukaryota, Metazoa, Chordata, Actinopteri, Cypriniformes, Cyprinidae.